This is a messenger RNA of Neopsephotus bourkii (Bourke's parrot), 8341 nucleotides long. It is a transcript of the gene IQSEC3, whose product is annotated as IQ motif and Sec7 domain ArfGEF 3. The transcript is spliced from 14 exons. Gene Ontology annotation, biological process: actin cytoskeleton organization; regulation of ARF protein signal transduction. The record is from RefSeq and is a predicted model, not a curated record. The coding region runs from base 125 to 3634 and encodes 1169 amino acids. Gene Ontology annotation, molecular function: guanyl-nucleotide exchange factor activity; protein binding. NCBI's taxonomy places the organism in Eukaryota, Metazoa, Chordata, Aves, Psittaciformes, Psittacidae.
GCCACUGGUGGCGCGGCCGCGCGCGUGGGGCGGCUCGCCUGGUGUCGGCGCCUCCCCGCAUCCCGCGCCGCUGUCGGCGGAGCCCGGCGGCCGGGCAGCGGGGCCCGGUCCCGGCGGCCGGGGCAUGGAGAGCCUGCUGGAAAACCCGGUGCGCGCCGUGCUCUACCUGAAGGAGCUCACCGCCAUCGUGCAGAACCAGCAGAGCCUCAUCCACACCCAGCGCCAGCGCAUCGACGAGCUGGAGCGGCGGCUGGACGAGCUCAGCACCGAGAACCGCAACCUCCGCGGGCAGCAGCCGCACCACGCCGAGCCGCCGGCGGCCCCCGCCGAGCCGUCCCAGGGCUCCCCGGCAGAGCAGCCCCCGCCGCCGCCGGGCCAGCCCGACCCGCUCCAGCACCACCAACAGCUCCCGGUGCAGCCGCCGCCGCCGGCGGGCAAGCAGGCACCCGCGGGCCCCGGCGGCAGCGGGAGGGCUGCCGGGCAUCAGCACCCUGCUGCCCAGCCCCACCAGCACCCCGCAGAGAAGGACGGCAGGGAGAAGGGCUGCUGCGCCGCUCUGCUCCAGCACAAGCCCCCCCAGGCCAUCGGCAAAGGCGUCCUGAGCCGGAGACCGGAGAAUGAAACUGUUUUACACCAGUUCUGCUGCCCAGCAGCUGAUGCAGAGCAGAAGCCUUCGUCUUCAGACUCCUCACCAAGUGACGAUCCCAGCGGUUCCACAAGCAAGAAAGCCGGGUGUGAAACGGAGGAUCCGAAGGAGGCCGGCAGACAGAGUGGCCAGGAAGGCAGGUCCGACACCCAGACGCUAAAAGCCCAGCAUGCGGAGCUCCAAGAAGAGCAGGCAGCGGGGUGUUCCCCUCUGGUGCAGAAGGCGAGCCUCCACCACACGGGCUCCCCAGUGAGAGUGCAGCGCAGCAAAGGGACGGCCUCGUGUUCCCAUGCAGCUGCCUCCGAUUAUGAGCUCUCCCUUGACCUAAAGAAUAAACAGAUCGAAAUGCUAGAGCACAAGUACGGCGGUCACCUGGUGUCUCGCAGGGCAGCCUGCACCAUCCAAACUGCUUUCCGGCAGUACCAGCUCAGCAAGAACUUUGAGAAGAUCCGCAACUCGCUGCUAGAGAGCCGCAUGCCACGCCGCAUCUCCCUGAGGAAAGUCCGGGUCCAGAACUCAGAGAGCUUCUCUGCUGAGAAAGCCCUGGUGGAGGGGUACAACUUUGUGGGCAUCCCAUUGGUGAGGUCUCCAUCUUUGCCAGCCACCAUCAGUGGGGCACUGACCGAGCUGGAGGACUCCUUCACAGAACAAGUUCAGUCCCUGGCCAAGUCUAUUGAUGAUGCCCUCAGCACUUGGAGCCUGAAGACCAUGUGUUCACUGCAAGACGGGGGCUCAUACCAGAUAAGGGAGACCUUCAGUGCUAGCUCCGUGCAGCCAAACCAAGAUUUAGAAGCUGAGCUGCAGGAGAAGGAGAAGGAGGAAGGGCUCCUGCCAGACACUCUACCCAAGAGCAGCAGCACUCUCAUGAUGGCUUUUAGGGAUGUCACAGUCCAGAUCGACAACAAGAACAUCUCUGUCUCAUCGUCUACCUCGGUGUCCAUGGCAAACUGCCUCAGCAACAAUGCCCAGCCUGGGCUCUCUCAAGCUACCAAGGCUGAAGAAAGCCCAGGAGAAGGGGAAGGAGAAGCCAGUGAACCACCGGCUGCCCCAGAGAGCUCACCUGAGUCCACAGCUCUCCAGAACAGCCACACUUUCACUGAGGUGAAUGUCAGUGCUAAUGGUACAGGAGACAGCAGUGCUGAGCCUGGGCAGAUGGCAGUGCAGAAGCUCCAGCUUGAUGCUAGCAAUGAGACAGGGCAAAACAAAGGCUCUGAGUCUGAGAAUGCAGACAACUCAGAGCAGCUGAGCAGUAGCAGCACCUCCACUUCAGCCAAGUCAGCCUCGGAGGUGUCCUCCAAAGAAGCACUGCAGGCCAUGAUCCUCAGCCUCCCGAGGUACCACUGCGAGAACCCAGCUAGCUGCAAGUCCCCCACACUUUCCACUGACACCAUGAGGAAGCGCCUCUACCGCAUUGGGCUCAACCUCUUUAAUAUAAACCCAGACAAAGGGAUCCAGUUCCUGAUCUCCCGAGGCUUCAUCCCAGAUACCCCCAUUGGGGUGGCACACUUCCUGCUCCAGCGGAAGGGCCUCAGCCGCCAGAUGAUUGGGGAGUUCCUGGGCAACAGCAAGAAGCAGUUCAACAGGGAUGUCCUAGACUGUGUGGUGGAUGAGAUGGACUUCUCAGGCAUGGAGCUGGAUGAAGCCCUGCGGAAAUUCCAGGCCCAUAUCCGUGUGCAGGGGGAGGCGCAGAAGGUGGAGCGGCUCAUUGAGGCUUUCAGCCAGAGGUACUGCAUGUGUAACCCAGAUGUGGUCCAGCAGUUUCACAACCCGGACACCAUCUUCAUCUUGGCUUUUGCAAUCAUCCUCCUCAAUACGGACAUGUACAGCCCCAACAUCAAGCCUGACAGGAAGAUGAUGCUGGAGGACUUCAUUCGCAAUCUUAGAGGGGUGGACGAUGGUGCUGACAUCCCACGGGAGCUGGUGGUGGGGAUCUAUGAGAGGAUCCAGCAGAAAGAGCUAAAAUCCAAUGAGGACCAUGUGACUUAUGUCACCAAAGUGGAGAAGUCCAUAGUUGGAAUGAAAACGGUUCUGUCUGUGCCCCAUCGACGCCUGGUCUGCUGCAGCCGCUUAUACGAAGUGACUGAUGUGAACAAAGUGCAGAAGCAGGCAGCUCACCAGAGGGAAGUUUUUCUCUUCAAUGACCUGCUGGUGAUCCUCAAGCUUUGCCCCAAGAAGAAAAGCUCCUCAACGUACACAUUUUGCAAGUCGGUUGGCCUGCUGGGGAUGCAGUUCCAUCUCUUUGAGAAUGAAUAUUACCCCCAUGGCAUCACACUGGUGACUCCAGUUUCAGGCUCAGAGAAGAAACAGGUACUACACUUCUGUGCUCUGGGUGCUGAGGAAAUGCAGAAGUUUGUGGAAGACCUCAAAGAGUCGAUAGCAGAAGUGACAGAGCUGGAGCAGAUAAGAAUUGAAUGGGAGCUGGAGAAACAGCAAGGGGCAAAGACUCUCUCGUUAAGGACCAAUGGAGCCCAGAUGGAAUUGCAGUCUAAGCAAGGCUCACCAACAGGCAAGAAGGAUUUGGGAGAGAAGGUCUCGGACAGCACAGUGGAGGUGUCAAUUCACAACAGGCUUCAAACGUACCAGCACAACUCCGCCCUGGGGCCCGAGAGUGGAAUGCAGCCCAGCACGCGUCUUAACAUGCCACGGGAGCGGCUGGAGACAGCACUGGUGCCCUCGCACCCCGCCUCGGCGGGGACACUUGUACAGUGCCAGCAGAUUGUCAAAGUCAUUGUCCUGGACAAGCCGUGCCUCGCUCGGAUGGAGCCGGCCCUCAACCAGACUCUGACACGCUACGUCACCUCUGAUUCCUGCACUUCCACCCCCUGGCACGCUGUGGGCAGUGGGCUCCCAGGGACCCCCAUGAAGCUGGUCCAUCAGCCUCCCCUCCCACCUCCACCACCUCCCUACAACCACCCUCACCAGUAUUGCCCCCCAGGCUCCCUGCUUCAGAGGCGCAGGUACUCCAGUGGCUCGCGCAGCCUCGUGUAGCCACACCACCAGCACCAGAACAGCACAGACUUCCCUGCUUCCCUUCCCCACCGCCCCCCGGGGACCCUUUCUGCCUACAGAGAUCUAGUUUGUGAUUUAUUUUUUAGUAAAAGAAGAAGAAAAGAAGAAAAAAAAAAGGCAAAAAAACAGCCAACUGACCUAACUCUUGCCCUGCCUCUCCUCAAGGUGAUGCUAAUUGUGAGGAGCCAUCUGUAGAAACUGCCAACCUACAUGCUCACACAUCCUCACACCCUGCCAGCCCCAGAGGCCUCCUGUGCUCACGCCGUUCCCUUGUAGCACUUUGUUGCCCUGUUCCUGAGAGCCUUGAUGACCUGCUGCUUUCUAGGCACUGUGUCUUCCGUUUGCUACUCCUCGACCUUCUCCCCUGCCUUGCAUUUACCCGGACAUAGGUUUGUACCCACCUCAAAACUUUGCCAGCCUCAGAGAGAAGCGGACUCACCUGUGCCAAGGACCAGCCUUGGGGCCCUCCUGGGGAUGGAGUUCCCCCUGCCACCACUGCUGCCACCUGCUAAGCUGGAGCUGAGAACUUGUACCACUUGCUACGCUUUCUUCACAUCGCUCUUCAAAUACUCAAUCUUCGCAGCAGCCGGUUCCAAGCAAAGGAGUGCACGAAUGGAAGAAAGCUCGAGAGGAGGAGAGACUGUCCUGAGCUGCAGUGCCAUGCGAAGAUGGCCUCACUGAACACCAAAACUCUUUCUGUUGUUGUACUGGAGCAUUGUACCAGAGACCUCUGCUGAGACCUAGCAGACCUCAUCACAUGUAAAUACACCUGUAUGGUAGCGUAUGUAUGGCGCAUGCUUACUAAAGGAAAACACCAAGCAGUUCUGAGGGAGCGGAAGGGAUGAAGUCUAGGGAUCUUUCCUGGGAUGGUUGAGUACUUUUCCAAAGAGAUGGCACCAAGAGGUGCCCUAACACCUCAGCACACCCACACACACACACACAUACAAAGAUUGUCUCUCUAGCAUAAAACAGACCCACCUCUGCUUUCCUCCUUCUGGCUAUUUCUGUGUUUCCUGCCCACCUGCUUUUUUUCUAUUCUGAAGGCAAAGCCAAGUGUUUUGUUCACUUUCUGGGGUAGGUGUUCCUUCCUGCGUUAGAGGGAAGGGGCUUUUUGGAGACCACCUAUGUGAGAUCCCAUCUGUAUCUCUUGCCUGACUAUACUCUUUCCCCCAUCAGCCCUUCCUAUAGGAAAGCUGCCCGGAUACCAGACUCCAAGGCCUUUUCUCUCCCUCCCUAUCCUUCACUCUCCCAGCUUCAAAGUAACGGGAGGGGUAGAUCCUGAGAUAGAGAUGAUUGCUCUGCUUUACUGGGGACGUUGGUGUGAAGGAAGACGGCAUUAAAAAUGGGCUAUGGAUAUAUUUUUAGGAAGCAGUAGGGAGGGGAAGUUAUUAAUUAUCUUAAAGGCUUUGGUCUUACUCAUUCACUCUGUUUCCCUUUGAGGCUUAGGAAGAUCAACUUUAGGAUUUUAAAAUAGGACAGAAGGCUUUUUAGGGCCUUUAUUUUUAUUUCAUUUUAAGAGGGAAAGAAAGAAAUGUUCUUCCUCCCUGUGCCAGGCUGAGAUGUGAGCACUGAGUGCUGAUGACAGCCAUUGGGUGAGGAGUGGCAGGAGUUUUUGGCAAUGGUGGGGAUGUGCAGAAUGUCAGGAAAGGGUAACAGUGAAGACAGAUGCAGGAAACUCUUUGUUACCUUGCAGGGUAAAAUCCACAAAGCGAUUUCCGUAGGGAUUGCAUUAGUAUGCUCACCUCUGGUGCUAUUGCCAGUGACAAAACUCACAGUGCUUCAGGGACUGGCUCCCCUCAGUGCCCUUUGGAUGUCUGCUGGCCCUGCUGAAAUGUUAGAUGAAAGAGCUCAUAUAUUUAACCUGGACAUAAUCCCAGCUGGGGUUAGGGAAGUGGGCAGAGGCUGGGGUGAAGGGUCCUCUGUGCUUGGGCAGCUCUCCAGGGCAGUGCAGGAGCCUGCUCUCUUCCAGGUCCCCUUAUUUCUGAGCCUGACCCAGGUGUGCCAGCAGGUCUAAGUUGUUUUCUUAGCUGUGUGGAGCAGGGCACCAGGCUACUGCUUUUAUAAGCAAUAGCAAAUAAACUGAAAACGAACAGGCACAGCCCCGGGGACCACUGCAGAAGCAAAAGACAGACAAAAAUGUGAUAAAAGCCUGAACAAAAGUCCAGUCUCCUUCCAGACCAGAGCAGCUUUCUUUUAUCCAGCCCCUCAGGGCAGUGAGGAUGCUCCGCAUCCCACAUCUGGGCCCAGGGAGAGGUCCUCACCCCAGCCAGGGCUCAGCCCUGCACUCCAGCCAGAUGUGAGGCACAGCUGGCAUGAUCUGCUGCUGGCUCCCUCCAGGGUGACGCACAGUCUCAUCACACAGCCCGGAUGUCAUCCGACCUGCCCAAAGCUUCCUGGGAAGUCAUACGUGUGGCAUCUGCCGUUGUCCAGUCAAUGUAGUGUAUAGCUGCCGUUUUAUUUUGCUCACUGCUGCAGUGGAAGGGCAGGUAUCCAGGAGGAGAUUUAUAAUAAGGCAGCAUUAUGACACUUUCUUUCUAUGGCUGGCACUGCCCUCCCUUCUCGGUGGUUACUUCACUGCCUGAGAGGAAUGGCAGUCCUUGUUUGUUUGUUUUUUCCAAGAGUGCAGCGAGCCACUGAAUGUCUGUGUGCGUGUGUUAAAAUAAAUAAAUUAGAUUUUACUUGACGUUUAACACAAAGUGACAACAACAGAACCUGAAGGUACUUGAUGAAAUAAUUUUUUUAGAUGAAAUAUUUAUAACAAUGCCUAUGAAGUUCCUACAAGAGAGGUUUGCUGCUUUAAUAAUUGAUUGGGAGAGCUGCAAGAAUUUCAGGGAGAAAUAAGGAAGCUUCCAUGAGACUCCCUUCUAUGUGUUGGAUGAAGGGUGGAAGCGAGUUAAAUGAAGUGCCAAGGUACCUGAGGCACAGCAGUCUCUCAGGGCAAGCUGGCUCCAUUUCCCUGACCUUGCAAAGGCUAAUGCUGGCCUUGAGCUUUGGACAGAGAAACAAAUGUAGAUAACACUUGCUGUCUUCUAGCCUGCUGGCUACAACGUCUUCUGUUGGGUUCAGCUAGAGAGACACCAAUCUACUCUAUUCCAGGUUGUCGUGCAACAGGUUGCUCUAAAUUCUACUGUGUAGCUGAGCCCUUCGGACUUCACUUCUAAGUAUGGAUAUUUUCUUUUCCUUUGAAGGUUGGUCUCGAAGGAUGACAAGCACUUUAAAGCAUGUCUACACCUCAUCUGAUCUAUUGUACUGUCUGCUCCCAUAGCCCUCCACCACGUAAGCGAGACACGCAGGCUGAAUGUAGCUGUAGUAUGGUGUAUAGGCACCCUUGCACGCAGGCUGAUCCUUGACAGGGUGCAGGGUGCAGGCUAGAAGAAGUACGUCAGUGACAACCUAAUGAAGGAUAAAAUGUGUACCACAGCUCGCCUGGAGGGACCAGUCCAAAGAAAAAUCACCAGCCCUUGACAGCAGCGAUUCUGCUCAUGAACCUAACACAAUCUUUCAGGUGGAGGGAUCAGGCAGGAAGCUGCUGCAGAGAUUAAAUCAACCCUAAUAACCAGUGUCUUUGCUGUUGGAUUCACAUCCUUCUAUAUUAAAAGAAGAGAGGAAGGGGGAGAGAGAAAAGAGAAGCCUAGUAGGAAGUAUUCUGUAUUCUGCAGUGAGUGUUGAGUAGUCAGUGGGCCAAAGAAGUUGACUCUGCAGGAGGGUAGGAGAGAGCACGGUGAGAUCUACAAAGCUGUGUUAUGCAGCCCAUCAGGCUCUGUCCUGAGACUGUCUUGCUGGUGCCAGUGAAAUUAAUCUGUUUACACCAAUAGUAAAGGGCUGGAGAAACUGUGGCAGGAGAAUCAGGCUUAGUUCAAACAAUUUGGGUUUAACACAGUUUUUGUCCACUGCUGUAACACUUUUAAUGCCAUAGUCUGGGCCACCGUGGUAGCAACACUUGGUGCUUUUGGCAAGACCUUCAAAGCAUCCCACUGUUCACCUUUUCUCUCCUCCCUGUAGAUGAAAGGUGUGGAUAUGGUCCACAACCAGAAUUUCAUCAAUACUUAAACUUCUUCACAAAAGGGUACCAGCAGACUUGGAAGUGUUUGAGGGCUGCUGAGCUGUGAGUUUGAGUUCUGUUAUGUGUUUCUUAGAAGGCUCAACCUGCAACGAUCUGCAUAUGUUUGUGAGGUUUCCAAAACAAAUCUGAGCCCUAGACCAAGGAAGCUGCUGCUUGGCAGAGUCUCUGCUUUGAAAUGCAAGUUGCUGAGCAAGCUCCCCCAUCUCCCACUCCACCAGCUGCCUCACUGUGCUAGUGCAGGCUCCAGGGACUGCCGGCAGUGUUUUGUGAGCUAGAGCUGUCCUCGUCCUGCUUGCUUUGGCACAGCUAUGCCUGGGACAGCAGCUUUGAAGUCACCCACUCUUCAACACUAGUCACAACCCCAUCUGAAUGUGUCUUUUUAACAACUAACAGCAGAAGUGUUACCUGUGUGUAGGCUUUUGAACACACCUGUCUAUCUGUACCUGUUCCCUGCUGUAAAUAUCACCAAGAAAAGCUUCCUUUGGGAAAAGUGGUGUGGUCACACCUAGCAAAGAGUCCAAAUGGCUAAUAUUUUGUAACAAAACUAACAAAAAUAGAUCAGAGGUAUUUUAUCUGUUCAAUUAAUAGAAUUUUAGAAAUUAUAUUGAGAUAUGUCACUUGUG